AUGGAUGACGGCGAGGUGCUCAAGAAGAGAGGCUACAUUAUGGGCAUCAACCUCGGAGAGGGCUCGUACGCCAAAGUGAAAUCAGCCUAUUCCGAACGGUUGAAGUGUAACGUGGCGGUCAAGAUCAUCGAUAAGAAGAAAGCUCCCCGAGACUUCCUGGAGAGGUUUCUCCCUCGAGAGAUUGAGAUGUUGGCGAGGGUGAAGCAUCACGCCAUCGUCAAGACCUACGAAAUCUUCGAGACCUCCGAAGGGAAAGUGUACAUCGUCACCGAACUCGGUAUCCAAGGAGACUUGCUGGAGUUUAUUAAGAAGAAAGGAGCCAUUCCCGAAGAGAUUGCCCGUAAGAUGUUCCACCAAUUGGCCAGCGCCAUUAAAUAUUGCCACGAGUUGGACAUUGUUCACCGGGACUUGAAAUGCGAGAACCUGCUUCUGGACAAAGAAUACAACAUCAAGUUGACAGAUUUCGGCUUCUCCAAACGCCUGUCUCGUGAUGAGGACGGGCGGGUCAUUCUUAGCAAAACUUUCUGCGGGUCUGCUGCCUACGCAGCUCCUGAAGUGCUCCAGGGCAUCCCCUACCAGCCCAAGGUUUACGACAUCUGGAGUAUGGGCGUGGUGUUGUUCAUCAUGGUCUGUGGCUCUAUGCCUUACGACGAGUCCAACAUUAAAAAAAUGCUCAAGCUUCAGAAGGAGCACCGAGUGCACUUUCCCCGGUCCAAAGUGCUCUCGGUGGAAUGCAAGGACCUCAUUUAUCAUAUGCUUCAGCCUGACGUCUCCCGACGGCUGUGCAUUGACGAGGUUUUGAUGCACAUCUGGAUGCAGGAACCCAAAGCCAUUUCGGACUCCAUGCUGACCAAGUCCGGCGAAUGCUCGCAUCAUCAGAGCCAGAUCCGAUCCCUCUUCGGGAAGGAAACCGGUCCGCAGUUUUCGGACAAUGAACAAGUGAAACAAGAAAUACUGCAUGAGGAUCUCGAGAAGCUAGACAAUUUCCCUGAUCAGAUUGAAAGGACUUCCCUCUGA
Molecule: messenger RNA, 1017 nt
Organism: Protobothrops mucrosquamatus (brown spotted pit viper)
Lineage: Eukaryota; Metazoa; Chordata; Lepidosauria; Squamata; Viperidae
Product: testis-specific serine/threonine-protein kinase 1-like
Exons: 1
Coding region: 1-1017 (338 amino acids)
Biological process (GO): intracellular signal transduction; protein phosphorylation; microtubule cytoskeleton organization
Cellular component (GO): cytoplasm
Molecular function (GO): protein serine/threonine kinase activity; tau-protein kinase activity; ATP binding
Source: RefSeq, a predicted model, not a curated record